CUCUGCUCUCACGAAAAAAGUUGUGGAUUGCAUUUCGCACCUCAUUCUCACGACAACCGCCCAACACCUCACCAACCCGCCGACAAAGUAGCCCGUCGACACCAUGGCCCGCGGAAUCAAGAAGCACCAGAAGCGCCUUAGUGCCCCCUCGCACUGGCUGCUGGACAAGCUGUCCGGUACCUACGCCCCCAAGGCGUCUGCCGGUCCCCACAAGCUGCGCGACUGCAUGCCCCUGAUCGUCUUCAUCCGCAACCGCCUGAAGUACGCCCUCAACUACCGCGAGACCAAGUCGAUCCUCACCCAGCGCCUGAUCAAGGUCGACGGCAAGGUCCGCACCGACAUGACCUACCCCGCCGGCUUCAUGGACGUCAUCACCAUUGACAAGACGGGCGAGAACUUCCGUCUCGUCUACGACACCAAGGGCCGCUUCACCGUCCACCGCAUCCAGAAUGAGGAGGCCGAGUACAAGCUCGGCAAGGUCAAGCGCGUCCAGCUCGGCCGUGGUGGAAUCCCAUUCUUGGUCACGCACGAUGCGAGAACCAUCCGCUACCCCGACCCUCUGAUCAAGGUCAACGACACCGUCAAGAUCGACCUCGCCACUGGCAAGAUCUCUGACUUCAUCAAGUUCGACACUGGCGCCAUUGCCAUGGCCACCGGUGGUCGCAACAUGGGUCGUGUCGGUGUCAUCACCCACCGUGAGCGCCACGACGGAGGCUUCAACAUUGUCCACAUCAAGGACGCCAUUGACAACUCGUUCGCCACCCGUGAGAGCAACGUUUUCGUCAUCGGCCAGGAGAAGCCCUGGAUCUCCCUGCCCAAAGGCAAGGGUGUCAAGCUCUCCAUUGCCGAGGAGCGUGACCGCCGCCGUGCCUACGCCAUUGCCAACUAAAAUAUGUCACUUGGUCUUUGGGUCUGUUUAGGGAACGGGGGGGUUUCACAAAAGAAAUUCAAUUAGGCAUGAGGAAACCGGAGUCUCGGAUUUGAUGUUCACUUUUGAUAGCCCUGACUAGUCGUAGAGAUAUGGUCAGCCUCACGAGGCAUGAGAAAAGAUACCUUGAACCACUUCCGACU
This is a messenger RNA of Emericellopsis atlantica, 1071 nucleotides long. RefSeq names its product ribosomal family S4e-domain-containing protein. The record is from RefSeq and is a predicted model, not a curated record. The transcript has 3 exons. NCBI's taxonomy places the organism in Eukaryota, Fungi, Ascomycota, Sordariomycetes, Hypocreales, Bionectriaceae. Gene Ontology annotation, molecular function: RNA binding; structural constituent of ribosome. Bases 104 to 889 code for a protein of 261 amino acids. Gene Ontology annotation, biological process: translation. Gene Ontology annotation, cellular component: ribosome; cytosolic small ribosomal subunit.